Insectozyma verbasci is the source of this 711-nucleotide messenger RNA. Lineage: Eukaryota; Fungi; Ascomycota; Pichiomycetes; Serinales; Debaryomycetaceae. The record is from the annotation of a GenBank genome assembly.
AUGAAGUUAAUCACUAAAGAAGAAAAAGAUGCUCAUUUAUCUCAUGUUUUGUUUGAAGGUGGUAAGGGUUUAAUUUAUGGUGGUAUAUUAUCAACAGGUUUAUACGCUUAUUUAAAACAUAAACAUCCCGUUAGAUUUAAAUCUUUUACUCCAAGUAUUAGAGCUGCUAUAUUAGCAAUGCCAACUGUUUCAGUUGCUGCAUUUUGGGCUGAUCAAGGUUCAUGGGAAUUUGAUAAAAAAGCUCAUCAAGGUGAUUAUGAAGAAAAUAAAUUUUUACAAGAUUUGAAAAAUUGGCAAAAAUUAUCGACUAGUGAUAAAGUUUUCACUGUUUUAAAUGACCAUAAAUAUCAAAUUAUUAUAACAGCUUGGGCUGCUUCAUUAUAUGGUUCAUGGGUUUAUGUAAAUAAAGAUCCAAUCAUGAGUGUUGCUCAAAAAGCUGUUCAAGCAAGAAUGUAUGCUCAAGGUAUUACUAUAAUAUUAUUAUUAAGUACUAUUUUAUUAGCUAUGAAAGAUGAAGAAUUAAAAAAGAAACAACCAAAACCGAUACCAGAAUGGAAAAGAAUUAUUUAUGAAAAAGAAAUGGAAGAUAAGAAGUUAUUACAACAACAACAAUUAAAAGAUGAGCAUGUCGAUAAAGCUCAUGAAAAAGAUACUCAUCCAUCAAAUAUUAUAAAAGAAUUAAAUAGAUCAAAAGAUCAAGAAUCACAUUAA